Molecule: messenger RNA, 522 nt
Organism: Helobdella robusta
Lineage: Eukaryota; Metazoa; Annelida; Clitellata; Rhynchobdellida; Glossiphoniidae
Exons: 6
Biological process (GO): Arp2/3 complex-mediated actin nucleation; regulation of actin filament polymerization
Cellular component (GO): cytoskeleton; Arp2/3 protein complex
Molecular function (GO): actin filament binding
Source: RefSeq, a predicted model, not a curated record
UAUCACUCACAGUUCGUGAAUGCACCACAAGUUGUAGGCAAUAUGGCAUUACUCCCUUUGAAGACCCAAUUCAAGGGACCUGCCCCAAAGGAAUCUGGUGACUUGGACAUAAUUGAAGAAGCCUUGUCCUUUUUCAAAGCAAAUGUCUUUUUCAGAAAUUAUGAAAUUAAGAGUGAGGCAGACAGAACAUUGAUCUACUUGACAUUAUACAUCUCUGAAUGCUUAAAGAAGUUACAGAAGUGUAAAUCGAAGAAUGAAGGAUUAAAAGAGAUGCAGUCCCUGGCCAUUUCCAGAUUCUACCUGCCCGGUGAGGCACAGUUCCCACUUAAUGCAAUGUAUGCCAAGCCUGCCAACAAAAACGAAGAAGAUAAUAUGAGAGCCUACAUACAGCAGUUAAGACAGGAGAUGGGUCUGAGAUUGUGUGACAGAGUCUUUGAUGAAACUGACAAACCAAGCAAGUGGUGGAUGUGUUUUGUUAAGAGAAGAUUCAUGGACAAGAGUCUUUCUGGACCAGGCCAAUAA